UUUUUUUUGAAAUCCAGAGAUAAACAAAUAUCUAAAACCCACCUACACCAAAUACAACAUACCAUGGAUCCUGCCCCACCAAGUGCAGGUUCACCGACAGAGACUUCUCCUCAACCCUCUUCACCACCAACAGAGCCUCCAGUAACGACCGAACCCCCAAAGCCCCCUACCACAUCCAACCCUCCUUCACCUCCAGUCACAACCGAUAAUCCUUCACCUUCUGAACCAUCACCUGAAAAACCAGUGCCAAGCGAAAACCCCAAUCCUAACCCGAAUCCCAACCCCAAUCCUAAUCCCAAUCCUAAUCCUAAUCCUAAUCCAAACCCCAAUCCUGAUCCUAAUCCUAACCCUGGACCUCCACCAUCACAGCCCUCAAGCGGUGGAGGAGGAGGGAAUGGUGAUAAUACGACCAGAGGUAGUAAGAACCCUCCUAAGACGAGUGCUAGCAGUGUAAUAGCGCCCAGUCCUGGAAGCAAUAAUGGAGGCAAUACCGAUGGAGGGAGGAACAACAGCGGUACAGUCGAUGAUAAAAAUAGCUCAAAGUCAUCGGUGAUCGGUCCCCUGAUUGGAGGUAUUGCUGGAGUUCUUGUGCUUGCACUCAUAGUUGGCAUCUUUGUCAUGCGGUAUCGGAAGAAGAACAAGGCUAGAAAGCGUCGGCUCGACAUCUUACUGGAUUCGCAUGGGCAAGGUCAUGAUCAAGUUCAGGCUUUAGGACUAGGAGGUGGACCCUCAAAUGCUACUGGUAAACCAAGGCCUAGCUCUGCUCAUAGCUCUGUUGCAAGGCCAUCGACACAUUUGGAGAUGAGUGGUACUGGAGCCGCUAUUGGAGCGGGACCAAUUGCCGGCGCUAUGCACCUUGCGAACGAUGGAUACGACAUCUACGACUAUAACCAUCAAGGCUAUCCACCCAAUAAUAUGCCAUAUAAUGGUUAUCAGGACCAGUAUGAACAAUAUGACCUUUAUGAUCCAUACUAUCAACAACCUAUGCCUCCUACGCAAGCUCCAGGCGGAGGAAUGGAAGCCGGAGGGGCCCAGUUGCCGGCCGUUGGCUAUUAUCCAGAUUCAACAGUAGCAUAUCAGCAGCCUGCUCACGGACCGGGGUCUCCAUCCAUGACACAUUCCUCGAGCGCAUCGCCACCAAAAUCAUACCCUCAUCCUCCUCCACCACAACAACCGAUUUCAGCGAGUGAGACAUACGAGCCGUUCAAUAAGAUCGAGACUGGAGAUUACACCAACAGCCAAUCGCCUGCACGUAAUCCACAGACAAUUACAGGGGAUCAAGGCAAGAUGUAAUUGCUCUGAGAUCACCAUCUAACUAGUUUGGCAUGAAG
Lobosporangium transversale is the source of this 1331-nucleotide messenger RNA. RefSeq lists its product as hypothetical. The coding region runs from base 64 to 1293 and encodes 409 amino acids. The record is from RefSeq and is a predicted model, not a curated record. NCBI's taxonomy places the organism in Eukaryota, Fungi, Mortierellomycota, Mortierellomycetes, Mortierellales, Mortierellaceae. The transcript has a single exon.